GAACCACCACCGAUUACGCCGAUUUCUUCCGGAACCAUUUCAGCUCUAUCAAAGAUCUGAUCCCCGGCUCGCAAUCUGAUCUGCUCACCAACGUCAAUCGUGUCAAAGAUCUCCUGACCGCCGUCAAUUCCCAAAAGGGCGUUGGCCGUGAGGACGAGGGUCGCUUCAACCAGAACAAGAGCGCC
Molecule: messenger RNA, 185 nt
Organism: Mesorhabditis spiculigera
Lineage: Eukaryota; Metazoa; Nematoda; Chromadorea; Rhabditida; Rhabditidae
Source: the annotation of a GenBank genome assembly